AGGGUCUGAGGAGAAAGGGGAGGCAUAAGGGGCGGGGAUGAGGCCCCACUCCCCCAGGUUGCCUAGACAACAGGAGAAAUCGUGGCCAGGGCCUCUUCCGCCUGUGGGGCGCUGCUUCCUGCAUCAGUCACUCCCGCUGGGGGCGGGGCAGAGGAAGGGGUUGGAUGUGGCAGAGCCAGGCCCCAGCCAGUGCGCUCAGACACCCCCGCUGACACUCAGCUGUGGCCUCAGCCAUGGCAUCCUAUCCAUCUGGCUCCGGCAAGUCCAAGGCCAAAUAUCCCUUUAAGAAGCGGGCCAGCCUGCAGGCCUCCACUGCAGUUCCAGGUGAGUGUGCUUGCGGGCCUCAGGCACAGACUCCCACCACCCCUCCCCUGGACACUGGUCCCCCAGAGGUGGGGGCACCCCUUCUCUGGCAUCCUAUCUCUGUGGUGGUGCUCCUCGACCUCAGUCACAGGGGAGGCUGGCUUGGAGGUGGAUUUGGGGGAAGGGGGGGUGGUGUGACUAUGGCAGGGAUGCUGUCCUCUGUAAUAAGGAGUGGGUGUGAGUGCAGCAAGAGGUGUGUAUGCACGCGUGUCAGUGUGUGCAUGUGCUAAGACUGCGUAUAAAGUGUGUGUGAAUGGAGUGGGGGGUGUGUGUGGGACUGACUGCUUCCUGGGCUGGCCACUCAGACUGGCGCCUGUGCCUUUAGCAUGCAGGCUCAGGCUGUUCUCUUGCAGCUAGUUCCUCUUUCCAGGACCCCAGAUCUACAUGCCUCUCACUGAUGGUCUGAAAUCUGGGCAUACCCAUUGCUGGCCAGCAUCCCAGAGCUAGGGGCUCAACUGUCUUGUUUGCUGCUGGUUUGGUCCCGGUCUGUGUUGUGAGCCUCCUUGGGAGUAUGUGGUGUCCUUGGGUCAAGACCAUGCAGGGAAUCAGGCUGGGCUAAUGCGUGCUCCUGCACCCUUUGGUUCCGCUCCCACUCUGGUGCCUACCAGAGCAGGCAGGCAGUUACUGCAGUGCCUCGGAGAGGGCUCGGCUACCUCAGCUGCCUGGGGCUGGGCUUGCAGAGGGAUAUCUGCCUGCCGUCUGCUCUCCCCAGGCCUUGUGGCUAAGGAAAGGCACACCUCCACUUUGGUGACCAGGUCAUAUUAACAUAGUCCCCCACCUCUCCCACAGCUGUUGGUACCUACAGUCUGAUCAUCCACCUCCUUUAUUUUCUUAUGACAUCGAAUAUGCCUGGUACAAGGUCUGUACUGUCCUGAGGGUGUUCUCUGUGUCCAGAAAGUGUGUCCCUUGGGGUUAGAUCUGUACCAGUGGCCUUGUUACUGAACCGUAGACCUUUGGGUGGUCGGAUGUAAGAGUAUGUGAGUGAUACCUGUGGGUCACAGCCUUGGACACUCCCUGCCAGUGGAGACAGUCCUGGCUGUUGGCCAAGAGGGGAGUUGGGGUGGUCAGAAUCUUGGAGUCAGUGGUGUUGGCUUUUGGCUGACUUUCCCUAUGUGGGUUUAUACAUGUGUUGGUGCUAUAGCUGGGAACCUUCAGCCCCAGGAGAAGGGAUCAGCAGGCUGAGUGUUCUAGACUUGGCCUCAGAGAGUGUGGAGAUUACUGCCUAUGUGUCACCUCCAGUGAACCCUCUGCAGUCUUGUGCAGUGGCCUGGCAGGCCAGGGGAUGGCUCUGGGUGCCGGAAUCUGCCCUACUCACACAGCAUUGCUGUGGAUAGAGGCCCCAGGCCACCCUGUUGGGGGGUGGGGGGGGAUGGCGAUUGCAGUUUGGGUCUUUGGCUCAGCUCCUGCUGACCCUACACAAAACAGCCAUGGAGGCCUGUGGUCUGGGGCCAUAUGUGGAGAGGAGGUGUAUAGGAUCAGGGUGCUUAACCAAGGAAAGACCUUACUUCUGGGAGAAAGGCAGGCAUUUCUCUUUUCUUCCUCUCCCUACUCUGUUUCCAAGGAGGAGAUAGCAUCAUUCUUAUCUCCAUCCCAGUGAAGUGGUUAUCAUUGCCUCUCACUGCUCAGGUGCCUUGGGCUAAGAACCUCCCACCCUCCUCUAGGAGUGGGGCUACAUGUAGGAAGGGCUUUGUAGGUCCUAAGAGUCCAUAAUUGUAGACCCUCGGCACAGCACCUGGUGUUUCACAGAUCACUUGCACGGCAGUUAUCUCUGUGAGCCUUGUGGCAACUGUGACGAAGCAGGGCAGAAACCCGUUGUAGACAGGACUCAGCCUCCCAGAGGCUUGGAACAGGAGUUGGAGUUCAAAGGCGCUAUGAACCAGCCCCCUGAACAGCUGGGUGGCUAAGAAGCUUCAGUCACUGGCCCCUACUCAAAGUGGGCUCCUUCCCCAGUUAAUAGUCAGCUCCUGACCCAAGCAAGGCCUUGUCUCUUUUGAGGGACCCACAAGCAGCACUCAGAGGACAGUGGUGAGCAACGAGGCCUCUGGGCAGAGGGAGCUGGCCUGGGCUGUUGGGCUUGGAGAUGAGGGGUGCUGUGCUCCGUUCCUUUUCUCCCCUCUUACCCUUUGGCUGGCCAAGCCCUCCCCACUUGCCCUGCCUGCUUGGUGUUCCCUAGGGAUUUUAAGGAGGCUUGGCCCCUCCCUGCCUGACUGCCCACCUUGGCUGCCCUGCCCCAAUCAGCCUACCCUAUUUCUCCCCCUUGGGAUCUCUGUGUUUGGCUGGGAUCUCUCUGGCACUGUAGAGGUUAAGGCCCUGUCAGUUCUAGAGUUCAUCUUACCUCCCAGCUCUGAUGCUCCUUGCCUUGAUUUCUGGCCUCCCUUGAACUCCUCCAGCCCCUUGCUUAUGGUCAUCCCAGGGUCUCCCCUGCUCACAGCUGCACUUGGUACAGCCCGUGCCGCCCCCGAGGGACUGGCUGCAGCUUUAGUCGGCAAACAGGCCAUCAAGGGGCACAGGGCUGCUGGCUGAAGCUGCCUGAACUCUAAGGUAGGGUCCAGGCAGGGGACCAGGCUGAGGGGGGUGGGGGGGCUGGGUCCAAGAUCUGGGACAGGCACUUUCUUCCUCCCUUUGUCCAGCCUUGGGACCAGAACUAGAGUACUGGGAAACAAGCACAGAGACUUUAAAAUGGGCUACCCAGGCAGAGCAUUCAACCUUUACCUAAGCCAGGGUGGAGAGGGGAAAGGAGGGUGCCGGAGGGGAGCACUCCACAGCUGGCUGGGAGAGCUGAGCUUCCCGCUGGGGAGGCUGCAGUGCUGAACCCAGAGAGGGUCCUCUGAGGUAGGCUGGGGCUCAGGGAGCCCCUACAGACUAACUGUUUCAAGGUCUUUAGUGCCAGCCUCCUGGUGGUACACAUGGGGAGUUCUGUCCUUGAUGGAGAAGGACCCCUGGCUUAUGAUACUCCCCUCCCAAGGGCCUCUGGCCCAGAUCCUGGGGCCUCUGAGUGGCGCAGACUGUUCAUGGCAGCUCCCUUUGGAGGGGCAGCCAGCAGUGGGAGGGGCGGGCCAGGACCAGGCCACAUCUUGGCAGCCCUGGGGUCCCGGGGGAGAGGCAGGCCUCUAGGGAGAAGGGAGGGAUCCCCUGCCAACCAGGUCCUCCUUGUCCUCCUCUUCCCUUGCGGGCUGGUCCCCAGGUGAGAGCUGAGGGGCAGUUGUGCUUGCUCUGUGCUCUGUAGGCCUGGGAUGCUGGGCUCAGUGCCCUGCCCCUCUGCCUGGAGGAUCUGCCAGUCCAGAACAGGUUUGAUACUGGAUUGCCUGCCCUGGGAGCUGCGGGCUGGGGUCCUUGGUGUGGCCAGCUGGUCUUUAAGGAGCGUCUGGUGUGUGUCUGUGUGUUUCUGUGAGUGCGUACCUGUCUGUACAGGUAUGUAUACUGUGUGCGUGUGGACACCCGCAUGCGGCCUCUGGGAGGAGGUCACUUGAAGAUGGCUUGAGGGACUGGCCCUAGUCCAGGAUUCAGGUUCUUGUUUGUUGAGUGAACUUGGGAUCCCCACCUGCAAGCUGGAAUGGGUGAAGGGUCCCUGUGCUGGAGGUGAGGGUGAAGUUCUUUGGGAGUCUAUCACACAGGCUUACUCCUCUGCCUCUGAGGAGGCACUGCCUACUUUCCAGGCCCCGGGCUCUUUCAGGAGCUAGUCUGGGGCAGGUAGGGGCCCCGGGCUUCCAGGGGCUGUCCCUCCACUCUUUGACCUGGCAUCACUGUCUCUGCAGAGGCUCGGGGUGGUCUGGGGGCCCCUCCGCUGCAGUCUGCCCGAUCCCUGCCGGGCCCCGCCCCCUGCCUCAAGCACUUCCCGCUCGACCUGCGCACGUCUAUGGAUGGCAAAUGCAAGGAGAUCGCCGAGGAGCUGUUCAGCCGCUCGCUGGCUGAGAGUGAGCUCCGUAGUGCCCCGUAUGAGUUCCCUGAGGAGAGCCCCAUUGAGCAGCUGGAGGAGCGGCGGCAGCGGCUGGAGCGGCAGAUCAGCCAGGAUGUCAAGCUGGAGCCGGACAUCCUGCUUAGAGCCAAGCAAGACUUCCUGAAGACGGACAGUGACUCAGACCUCCAGCUCUACAAGGAACAGGGAGAGGGGCAGGGCGACAGGGGACUGCGGGAGCGCGAUGUGGUGCUGGAACGGGAGUUUCAGCGGGUCACCAUCUCUGGGGAGGAGAAGUGUGGGGUGCCGUUCACCGACCUGCUGGAUGCAGCCAAGAGUGUGGUGCGGGCGCUCUUCAUCCGGGAGAAGUACAUGGCCUUAUCGCUGCAGAGCUUCUGUCCCACGACCCGCCGCUACCUGCAGCAGCUGGCCGAGAAGCCUCUGGAGACACGGACCUAUGAGCAAGGCCCCGACACCCCCGUAUCUGCUGAUGCCCCAGUACAUCCCCCUGCGCUGGAGCAGCACCCGUAUGAGCGCUGUGAGCCAAGCACCAUGCCUGGGGACCUGGGCUUGGGGCUGCGCAUGGUGCGGGGCGUGGUGCACGUCUACACCCGCAGGGAGCCUGAUGAGCAUUGCUCAGAGGUGGAGCUGCCGUACCCUGAUCUGCAGGAAUUUGUGGCUGAUGUCAAUGUGCUGAUGGCCCUGAUUAUCAAUGGCCCCAUAAAGUCAUUCUGCUACCGGCGGCUGCAGUACCUGAGCUCCAAGUUCCAGAUGCAUGUGCUGCUCAAUGAGAUGAAGGAGCUGGCUGCCCAGAAGAAAGUGCCACACCGAGACUUCUACAACAUCCGAAAGGUGGACACCCACAUUCAUGCCUCAUCCUGCAUGAACCAGAAGCAUCUGCUGCGCUUCAUCAAGCGGGCAAUGAAGCGGCACCUGGAUGAGAUUGUGCAUGUGGAGCAGGGCCGAGAGCAGACACUGCGGGAGGUCUUCGAGAGCAUGAACCUCACAGCCUACGACCUGAGUGUGGAUACACUUGACGUACAUGCGGACAGGAACACCUUCCAUCGCUUUGACAAGUUCAAUGCCAAAUACAAUCCUAUUGGAGAGUCUGUCCUCAGAGAGAUAUUCAUCAAGACCGACAAUAGGGUCUCUGGGAAGUACUUUGCUCAUAUCAUCAAGGAGGUGAUGUCAGACCUGGAGGAAAGCAAAUACCAGAACGCAGAGCUGCGGCUCUCCAUCUACGGGCGCUCGAGGGAUGAGUGGGACAAGCUGGCACGCUGGGCUGUCAUGCACCGCGUGCACUCUCCCAAUGUGCGCUGGCUUGUGCAGGUGCCCCGCCUCUUUGACGUGUACCGUACAAAGGGCCAGCUGGCCAACUUCCAGGAGAUGCUGGAGAACAUCUUCUUGCCUCUGUUCGAGGCCACUGUGCACCCGGCCAGCCACCCAGAGCUGCACCUCUUCUUGGAGCAUGUGGACGGUUUUGACAGUGUAGAUGAUGAGUCGAAGCCUGAGAACCAUGUCUUCAACCUGGAGAGCCCCCUUCCCGAGGCCUGGGUGGAGGAGGACAACCCACCCUACGCCUACUACCUGUACUACACCUUCGCCAACAUGGCCAUGUUGAACCACCUGCGCAGGCAGAGGGGCUUCCACACGUUUGUACUGAGGCCACACUGCGGGGAGGCUGGGCCCAUCCACCACCUGGUGUCAGCUUUCAUGCUGGCUGAGAACAUCUCCCACGGGCUGCUUCUGCGCAAGGCCCCGGUCUUGCAGUACCUGUAUUACCUGGCCCAGAUCGGCAUUGCCAUGUCCCCUCUCAGCAACAACAGCCUCUUCCUCAGCUACCACCGGAACCCGCUCCCAGAGUACCUGUCCCGUGGCCUCAUGGUCUCGCUUUCCACUGACGAUCCCCUGCAGUUCCACUUCACCAAGGUCAGCGGGGCAGACAGCCAGGAGCCGCUGAUGGAGGAGUACAGCAUCGCCACCCAGGUGUGGAAGCUUAGCUCCUGCGACAUGUGUGAGCUGGCCCGCAACAGUGUGCUCAUGAGUGGCUUCUCCCACAAGGUAAAGAGCCACUGGUUGGGACCCAACUAUACCAAGGAGGGCCCUGAGGGAAAUGACAUCCGCCGCACCAACGUGCCAGACAUUCGCGUGGGCUAUCGCCACGAAACCCUGUGCCAGGAGCUGGCGCUCAUCACGCAGGCCAUCCAGAGCGAGACGCUGGAGACCAUCCCCGAGGAGGCGGGUGUGGCCACAAGCCCAGGGCCUCAGUGAGCCUGGCCCUCACAGUGCCCGCAUCUCAGCACCUUGGCCACGUUGUGUUCUCAGCCCCCUGCCACCCUGCCCUAGUCUCUGCAUGUCUCUUGUUCUUUGUCUCUGUCUUCUUGCAUGUCUCUGACCAUGUCCUUGUCCCUGGGCCACCCCAAUGAAAGCAAUGCCCAGGAAUCUACUACACUGAGGGCCAAAGUUUUGAGGGCUAGCUCCGCUGGCGACCCUAUCCUCGGAGCCUCAGAAGCCCAGCUGUCCUGUGGGCUUCUCCAUUGUCCAGAGCCUGGGGACGGUUGUGGGGGGCUGAUCAUCUAGUCUUUGGGCUCCUGCCUGGGCAAAUCUGAGCUUUGGGGCUUAAAGAUUAGGUCCCUGUCUUCUUUAUGUGGCUGAGGAGCAGUCAGGUGGGGCCUGUACAGCUCUGCCCUGGGCAUGGGGCUAUUGAAGGCCUGUGGAGCUCCAGCAGCUCUGCUCUGGGUUGGGUUGGCCCUGGGCUGCCUGGCCUGAGGGGGUGGACCACCAUCUCCACCAUGUCACUGCCCAACAGCAACCUUCUCCGUCCUUUCCCCCGCCCACAUGCUCCUCUGGUGUCAGCUUCCUGUGCCUCUAUGGAAGAGGACAGAUGCCAUAUGCUGUGUAGCAUCCCCACCAUGGCCCCCAGAUCUGGAUCUUGGCUGGGCCCCUGUGUUCCGGACUGAUACCUUUGCUAUAAAAUGCAGUGUUUCAUACAGUCCGUCUUUCCUAGUGCAUGAGAAAUAAAGAUUAUUUAAGUAAUGAG
This is a messenger RNA of Nycticebus coucang (slow loris), 7298 nucleotides long. RefSeq names its product adenosine monophosphate deaminase 2 (gene AMPD2). Gene Ontology annotation, biological process: IMP salvage; AMP metabolic process. The record is from RefSeq and is a predicted model, not a curated record. Gene Ontology annotation, molecular function: AMP deaminase activity. NCBI's taxonomy places the organism in Eukaryota, Metazoa, Chordata, Mammalia, Primates, Lorisidae. The transcript is spliced from 18 exons. Gene Ontology annotation, cellular component: cytosol. The coding region runs from base 4220 to 6529 and encodes 769 amino acids.